AUGGCACCCAAAAAAGAUACAAAUGUUACUCUCGCCAGAGUCAGAUUACCCCGGGCAGCAAAAGACAAACCGAAGACAUCACCUGAACUUGUUCCAAAGACUACGCCCCAAACAAUUAAGAAAGUUCCAGGUCGUUCAAAGAAAUCCGUUCCUGAGACGAUAUCCACCUCAGAAACAAGUUCGGCUCGCAAAGUGAAAGGAAAAGGACGAGCAGUGACUACGGGAGAGCCCUCGAUAUCUACUCCUAGUGAUCAAAUAAUACGUCAAGAAGCAACCUAUCCGAAUCCAUUCUCCACAGAAAGCUCUCGUAAGAACACCGCAGCUUUGCUCUCUCAAUGGGAUUCCACCAAGUCUCCAGCUUUUUAUUCACCAAAUUCGGGAAAUGGACUAGUCAAUGGAACUCCAAAGUCUAAGUCGCCAAGAUCUGCGAGAUCCAAGCAUGAUAGAUCAUGCUCGAUAUUGGAUAAAGGGCAUAUUGCAAUUCCCCCACCAUCUUCGAAAGACAUAGGAGAGCAAACCUCCCAGCUCUUCGAUGCCAACAAACAACAACGUUUGAAUUCCUUAGCGGAGGGAAAGUUCCCCGAUCCGACUUACCCACGGGCGAGUAUAUCCGAUGGAACAGAACCUUCUCCGGGGUUCAAUGCCGCUAUGGGGUUCAGAUACUCUCCAGGAUUUGGGGGACCGCAUGGUUUCAACACGAGUCCAAGAAACCAAUCUGUUUUUAACCUGGCGCGAAAUGGUUCUACAAUACCAGGAACUGGAGUUCUGUCAUCUUCAGGGACUAUCAAAACAGGCGACCAAACCAACCACGGUGGUAUCGCUGAUGCUGGCCGCAGUCUUCGUGCCGAUGGAGAGGGACUUAAUAUUUCAUCAUCUAAGAAAGUAUCUACAGUUCCAGCUGGAGGGUUCCAGCAAUAUUCCUCAGGGUUUGGCCCGCAAUAUCCUCAGACUAUCACACAGUAUUCCGACUCUGCUUCAACAAACUGGCCCUAUUCAAUGGAUUGGAAUCAAAAUAGGUUUUCAGGGCAGGUAAACACAGCACCCCAGUCAUUAGGGUCGUAUGGACCGUGGUUCGGACCUGGACACACACGAGACUUCGACUCCGAAAAGCAAGACUGGUAUGCUGAUUGGAUGGCGUCGCAGCAAAACUUUCCUUCAAUACCAGACUACCUUUCAAACCCGAUGAUAGGUUACUAUCCAAUGCCAGAUUUCGAAUCUGCUGAUGCAAAUAUUCCACACCAGACGGCUCCCGGGCUGGAUCAGGCUGCUCAGGGUGCCACGGCGAUUGAUGAUCCAGAACCCCAGGGUAUCAGAGAAAGUAGAAUGACACGGGAGAAAACCAUGCUUGUGCCAGGUGGAAAGAUAAUUAAAACAACGACAACAGUAUUCACGCCCACUGACGAAGAGAGAAAUAAAAAGGGGAACAAUGUUGAACAGAAUGUAGAAGACAAAGUCGGUAUAGUCGUAGUAGACAAAGAGGGCAAUGUUGAUGUCGAGUCUGGAGAUUGGCUAGCGGGGUUCAACAGAAUCGAAGGAUGGGAGGUCGAAGCUUUACUCGGGCAAAGUAAAAGGUGGCGAUCCUGUAGGAAUCGGAAUGGAGUCACGAAGAAAGUCAUUACGAAGAAAACUAACCACAAAAAACCUACAACCUCAAAGAAAGCUGUUGCUUCGUUACAACAACCAGUCUUACCCCAGCUGCAUCCAAAUUUCCCCAAAUUUACACAAUUAGCAUCUACCAAGUUUGGAACUCUCAAUAACUCUAUAUCUAACCCCAUAUCACCCUCUAUAGACUUCAUCCCCUUUGAUCACCAGCGCCUUACCGACACAAGGUCCACCCGAUCACGAGCCACACGUAUAUCAAAGCCAAAGCCUCAACCUGUCAAAAAGGCAGCCGCAAAGAAAGCCACCCCAAAAGUUAAAUCCAAAACACCAACACCAACACCAACACCAACACCAAAGCCCAAAGCCACCGCCAGCAGAGUCACCAAGCCAACCGUAACUCCAGCUCGUAGCCUUCGCUCAACUAAAUCAUCUUCCAAAGCAAAACCCUCUGAGACUAAAUCGGGUCCCAAACCCAGUCCCUCCAAAUCCAAAUCCUCAUCAGCAAAAGAAUCCACUAAAGCUAAAGCUGCAGGCAAACAAGCCGCCGCGAAGCAGAAGAAAAUGCAAAAAAUCAUUGACCCGGGGAAGUCUCCCAAAUCUGCAGGGGAUUCCACCCGCAAUGGCGUCAACUUCAUGAAUGGCUUCACGCGCAACACCACAGAGCUACAGAAGGAAGUCCAACGUGAUCAAGCUCUUGCCAGCCAAGCCGCUGAAAACCUGGAGCGAUUUCGUGGGAAAGGCGCUGAGCAAGCUUCCCAGCAUUUUGAGAAGCUCAUAGAGAAUGUUGAGAAAGGGCGCAAGGAACUGGAAAGGCGUAAUAAGAAGCCUAAUUCAUGA
This is a messenger RNA of Botrytis deweyae, 2439 nucleotides long. RefSeq lists its product as uncharacterized. The record is from RefSeq and is a predicted model, not a curated record. NCBI's taxonomy places the organism in Eukaryota, Fungi, Ascomycota, Leotiomycetes, Helotiales, Sclerotiniaceae. The transcript has a single exon. The coding region runs from base 1 to 2439 and encodes 812 amino acids.